Messenger RNA from Peniophora sp. CBMAI 1063, 768 nucleotides. The record is from the annotation of a GenBank genome assembly. NCBI's taxonomy places the organism in Eukaryota, Fungi, Basidiomycota, Agaricomycetes, Russulales, Peniophoraceae.
AUGGGAAACAUCUUAAACAAGUUCUUUCACACGAGCGGAGAUCGUACUGUCGGAGAGCCGAUCAUUUCCCCGUUGCGUCUAUGGCAUAUCCCGCAAGCGGCUCAGUCGGGCUACCGCGCUUUCGAGCCAAUGGCGUUCAAGGUCUAUCUACGCACAGAGCACGACCAAGGCGCUUGGUGGCGGCGCUUGGCCAUGGCGAUCUUACAACGCUUCGAGUACUACCUCAAACUGGUUGUAACUCUCGCCGAUGUGCAAAAAGAAGCUUUGCAGAUCGACGGUGGUAUCGCGGGAUGUACCUUUCAACACGGGGCCGAUCAUACACCUCCGAAGCCAGGCCUGGUUGAGGAUGUUGUGUGGAUCUGCUUCAGCCUAUUGCGCAACUUUGUCAGAACGUCUGAACAGCGUCUGCGCUGGGCAGAGCUACUGGCCAAGAACGCUAAAGCGAGACAGGAGGCAUUCGAAGCGUACAACGAACACGAACCUUGGCACAGGGAUCUACUCUUGGACAUAUGGACCGAUCCCUUGGUACAAGGGCGCGGGUACGGAACGGCGCUCCUGCAAACACUGAUAGAUAAGGCGGAUCAGUCGGGCCGCGGGAUGUGGCUCAGCGCGCCAGAGGUUAACGUCCCGUUUUACGCUGCCGCCGGGUUCUUUGUUGCGGCACGGUUCGAGCUCGGAGACCAUAAUCCGAAGUGGUCGCAUGAGCCAAUAGGGGCGGUGAUAAUGAUGCGGGGUGCGAGGAUUCAAGUUACAGCUCGUGCUACAUGA